AUGUCGAAGCCCUAUAAGCCGUGGACGUCCUCCGAGGAACGGUACCUACUUAAGUGCGGUAUGGCCGGUAUGUCCCAGGAGUCUCUGCGGUCCAAAUAUCGGCAGCUGCUCCAAGGCCACGGGCGCCGACGCCGUAUUCGAGCCCGCCGCACAAUCCCAGUCCACUUGGGAGCUCGUCAACUGCGACAACAACGUCGGACACAGUACCGGAUAGACUGUCACAGCCCUGGAGCCCGCACGCGACCUAUUCUGCGGCACAUUUUGUCAAAGGCCAUUGGCAAACCAAAGAUUUCGACUGAUUAA
This is a messenger RNA of Aspergillus tanneri, 303 nucleotides long. RefSeq lists its product as uncharacterized. The transcript has 2 exons. The coding region runs from base 1 to 303 and encodes 100 amino acids. Lineage: Eukaryota; Fungi; Ascomycota; Eurotiomycetes; Eurotiales; Aspergillaceae. The record is from RefSeq and is a predicted model, not a curated record.